Messenger RNA from Orcinus orca (killer whale), 2647 nucleotides. It is a transcript of the gene SLC35D3, whose product is annotated as solute carrier family 35 member D3. Gene Ontology annotation, molecular function: antiporter activity. The coding region runs from base 458 to 1726 and encodes 422 amino acids. The record is from RefSeq and is a predicted model, not a curated record. The transcript is spliced from 2 exons. Lineage: Eukaryota; Metazoa; Chordata; Mammalia; Artiodactyla; Delphinidae. Gene Ontology annotation, cellular component: Golgi apparatus.
CGAGAGCCCGCCUGGCUGGGUGCUAGGUGCCCGAGGGGCGCAGGUCCGGUCCCUCUUGCGGCCGCUGCCGGGGCUUCCAACCGCAGAGCGUCCUCCCUGACGGGGAAACCGCACGGGACACAACCCAACGCAGCUCGUCACCUACUUACAAAUCGCUGUCGCUAGGAUUCCCGCCACUCCUCUCAGACCAGCCCCCCACCCCUUCCACUUUUCGGAGUCCCCCGCCCCCGUCACUGCCUCCCCGGAGCUGCGGGGCAGUCGGACGCGGAGCCGCAGAGCCGCGAGGACGCCCGGCUGGAGCUGCCCUUUUGCAGCCGAGCCGGCGCCCCCUGCCCUUCACCGUGGUGUUGGGCGGGCUCCCCUGCCGCCCUCGCUCCGCUCCUCCCGGCUCUCUUCCCCGCUCUCCUUCCGCAGGUCUCGGAGCUCCACCACCGCCGGGUGCGGCGGGGCAGGCGCGAUGCGGCAGCUGUGCCGGGGCCGCGUGCUGGGCAUCUCGGUGGCCAUCGCGCACGGGGUCUUCUCGGGCUCCCUCAACAUCCUGCUCAAGUUCCUCAUCAGCCGCUACCAGUUCACCUUCCUGACCCUGGUGCAGUGCCUGACCAGCUCCACCGCGGCGCUGAGCCUGGAGCUGCUGCGGCGCCUCGGGUUCAUCGCUGUGCCCCCGUUUGGCCUGAGCCUGGCUCGCUCCUUCGCGGGGGUCACCGUGCUCUCCACGCUGCAGUCCAGCCUCACGCUCUGGUCCCUGCGCGGCCUCAGCCUGCCUAUGUACGUGGUCUUCAAGCGCUGCCUGCCCCUGGUCACCAUGCUCAUCGGCGUCCUGGUGCUCAAGAACGGCGCGCCCUCGCCGGGGGUGCUCGCGGCCGUGCUCAUCACCACUUGCGGCGCGGCGCUGGCAGGAGCCGGCGACCUGACCGGCGACCCCAUCGGGUACGUGACGGGCGUGCUGGCGGUGCUGGUGCACGCCGCCUACCUGGUGCUCAUCCAGAAGGCGAGCGCCGACACGGAGCACGGGCCGCUCACCGCGCAGUACGUCAUCGCUGUCUCCGCCACCCCGCUGCUGGUCAUCUUCUCCUUCGCCAGCAGCGACUCUAUCCACGCCUGGACCUUCCCCGGCUGGAAGGACCCGGCCAUGGUGUGCAUCUUCGUGGCCUGCAUCCUGAUCGGCUGUGCCAUGAACUUCACUACGCUGCACUGCACCUACAUCAACUCAGCGGUGACCACCAGCUUCGUGGGGGUGGUGAAGAGCAUCGCCACCAUCACGGUGGGUAUGGUGGCCUUCAGCGAUGUGGAGCCCACCUCUCUAUUCAUUGCCGGAGUCGUGGUGAACACCCUGGGCUCCAUUAUUUACUGCAUGGCCAAAUUUUUGGAAACCAGAAAGCAAAGCAAUUACGAGGACUUGGAGACGCAGCCUGGGGGAGAGGAGGCGCAGCCAAGUGGAGACCAGCUGCCGUUCGGCUUGGAGGAGCUGCCCGCGGAGGGUGGAAGUGGCGGGUCGGAAGGUGGGACGGCAGCAGGUGGCUCCACUCAGCAGGGUGGGCAAGAGGCGAGGGGCGGCCCCAGAGGAGUCCCGCUGGUGGCCGGGAGCUCGCAGAUCUCACACAGUCCUGCAGAAGUGAGCAAGAGGUCAUUAAAGGAUACUUACCUGGAAGUGUGGAGGUUAGUUAGGGGAACCAAGUACAUGAAGAAGGAUUAUUUGAUAGAAAAUGAAGAGUUACCCAGUCCUUGAAAAGGAAAUGCAUAUAUGUAUAUAUGUACAUACACUUAUUUUCUAUGUUAGAGAUGACAUAUUUUAAUGAGGAGCCGCCCAAUAUUUUGCUUUGAGGAGUGGGGAAGGGAAGCAAAGAAAGAAGCUGAAACGCCUGACAGCAACAAAAUUAGCAACGGCGUGUGAAUAAUUUAGCGCGAGUUUAGCCGAGCAUCACAGAGACAAAAGAAUGUGAAGGUGACUAACAAAUUAAGGCAGGGUUUCCGGCUGCAGACUCCUGGCAAAUUUUUUUCAUUAUGACCAUAACCACGUAUCUGCAUGUACCAAGAGUCCUUCAACCACCCCCUACAAAGAUGGAGUGUAGAAAUGAUGGCAGCGCUUAGUAAACUCAAAGAUUACAUGCAGGGGCACCUUUUCGAUGAUAGUUAGAUCUAUAGUUUUUAUGGCCAGCUGGGAAGAGUAUAUUAUUGAAAUGACAUUUUUAAAUACACUGAUGUUUACUGUUUAUAGUCAUCUAAAAUAUGUUUCCUCUAAUAUUUCCUCACUUUUAAAAAAUAUAUAAGUGCUCUACUAUUCUAUUAUAUAUUGGUAGAAAAUGUUAAAGCUAUUUUGAAACUGAAUCCUUAGCUUUCAUCAUGAAGUUUAAAGUUGGCUUUUAGUAAUUAUAAAAACAAUUGGAGAGGUUGUUUUGGUUCAUUGCUUUAUAAUAUUUAUUACUGAAUGCCAUAACCUUUUUCAAAAACAGUUUGACUGUGUCCAGUAUUCUCUCAAGGAAAUGCAACGGCUGACGUAUAAUUCAGUAUUAACUGAAACCCAAACAGAAAUGAGACUGUUCUGUUAAGCUAGGCCUUUCAAGUUGCACUGCACAUCCAAACCGUGUUACAAAAAGAGCAACUGCUAUAUUCACUUUAUGAUAUUUUUCUAUCUUAAAUUUGUCAAAAU